CUCGCCAGUCGCGGCAGAGUAUCACAGUAACUCCGUGACUCACCAUAGACAUACAUGGAGAAAAGUAGCUCUGGCUAGAAUGUUCUUCCACAAGACGCUUGCAGUUCUGUUUAUUAACCGCUAGAGGGCCAAAAAUCACGGACAGCAGCUUUAAGGGGCCAUUCAUCGCACAGAAUAUAUUUUUUUAUUCUUAUUUUAUAUUUGUAUUGCAUUACACAGAAUUCUAAAAACACAAGUCAGUCUUAUUACUGGGAGACACCAGCCUCUGCAGCUCUACCAUUGGAGGAACCGUAAACGGUCAACUUAGAUCAACAACACAAUGUGUUGGAAACUUAGAACUCUUUAAAGUCAGCAUGAAACUAAGUUAUGAUAGUCUUUUCUUCCCUAUUCUGUUCUGAUGUAUAUCCCAUGAAAAAAAAAAAAAACUUCUCAAACAAAGAAAAACAUGGGGUGGGACUUGAUUUUGUCCAUUUGGAACUGAUUGGAUGGUUCUGUUUUUCUAUUAAGGGAUCUCAUGUGACUGACAGGUUGCCCCGCCCUCACGCCAGUAAACAUCAUCAGAGAAGAGAAGUCACUGCAAGAGGAAGGCUGUGUUUGGUGUUGGGACCGCAGGAAUGGAGGGACCGUCUGUAACCCUACACGCUGAUGGACAAUAUAAACAAAUAACGUGGAUGUUUAGACAUGAGAAGUGGAUUAUAGCCAGUUGUAAUAUACGUGACACCCCACUGUGUGAGAUUACACUGGGGACAGAUGAACUGAUUAACAACUCAUUCAGAGACAGACUACAGACAGACGAUCAUGAUGGAUCUCUCACCAUCAAGAACAUCAGCGAUGAACAUGCUGGACUGUACACACUACAGAUCUUCAACAAAUCGAAUAAAAAAGAUGAGAAGAAAUUCAAUGUUAGCAUCUCUCCUCCCAAGACUGUCAACGACUCAAAAUGCUCAGAAUGUGUCCGGCAGUGUUCAGUGGAGAAUGCGACACGGGUGACUCUCUCCUGGAACAUCAGCAGCACUGCUCCAUUUCUGGAGGUGGAAUAUCAGGAUACCAAUGGAAACAGCUGUGAGGUGAACAGUUCAGUCACUGACCUGACUAAACAAGACUGUCAGUGCAUGAGUCCAAGAUCAGAUUCAGAAUCAGGUCUGAGCCCAUGGCUGAUAGGUGUGCUGGUGCUGCUGGGUGUUGCAGUAGUUGCAGCAGCAGCUGUGAUUUUUUACAAGAAUUUUUACAAGAAAUGUAAAGCAGAACAAAAUGGCAAGUAUUACCUACAGUCAACACAGAUUGUGUAAAAGUAGCCUUUAAACAUGUUUUUCUUAUUCUUUAUUUUUAUUAAUACCCAGGUUUUGUUUUUUACUGAAACCUUUUACUGAAUAUAAUGUAAUAUUAUUACAGUGCUCGUCAAUGCAGGGGUUUUUGGUUAAAUGCCUGAAAUGAGGUCUGUUUGUGAACAUAAGCUCAAGAAAUUUUCACGCUUUAUUCUAUGAUAUAAAAUACAUCAAUACCC
Megalobrama amblycephala (Wuchang bream) is the source of this 1504-nucleotide messenger RNA. RefSeq lists its product as uncharacterized. The transcript has 4 exons. NCBI's taxonomy places the organism in Eukaryota, Metazoa, Chordata, Actinopteri, Cypriniformes, Xenocyprididae. The record is from RefSeq and is a predicted model, not a curated record. Bases 615 to 1289 code for a protein of 224 amino acids.